GGCGGCGGCGGCGGCUGCGCGCGGAGGAGGUGGAGGUAGUGCCCGGCGGCCGCUUCCCGCCCCCGAGCCGGUUCGGAGCGGAGUGAAUCUGAGGUCGGGCCCGGAGCGGAGCCGGCCGAGCGGGCGCCGAGCCCCCCGCCAUGGCCCGGAAUACGCUGUCCUCGCGCUUCCGUCGGGUGGACAUCGACGAGUUUGACGAGAACAAAUUCGUGGACGAGCAGGAGGAGGCGGCGGCGGCGGCAGGCGAGCCAGGCCCGGACCCUAGCGAGGUGGAUGGGCUCCUGCGGCAAGGGGACAUGCUUCGGGCGUUUCAUGCAGCCCUGCGGAAUUCUCCCGUCAACACCAAGAAUCAAGCUGUGAAGGAACGAGCCCAGGGUGUGGUGCUGAAAGUACUUACAAAUUUUAAGAGCAGCGAGAUUGAGCAGGCUGUGCAAUCACUGGACAAAAAUGGCAUUGACUUGCUAAUGAAGUACAUUUAUAAAGGGUUUGAGAAGCCCACAGAAAAUAGCAGCGCAGUGUUACUCCAGUGGCAUGAAAAGGCAUUAGCUGUAGGAGGACUAGGCUCCAUUAUAAGAGUUCUUACAGCAAGAAAGACUGUUUAAAAAAAAAAGACUCAUGUUACCUUGAGAAGAAUUUUGGAUGCACAGGCUGGUGAAGAAGGGAUUGACAAUGGACCAUCUUCCUAGGAACUCCCAACUAUUUCAGGACAUGCAUCCGCUGAAGUGUAUUUUAUUUUCAAGGUGGAGGGAGAAAUUGUCUUACUGUUUCCUAAAUCCUUUUGCAGGAUCUGAUAGUCUAUGCCUUUGUCCACGAAUAAUGCAGAACUGACAUUGUGACUGUCUGCCAGAGUGGCUGGCCAGUGUUGGUCAGGUGUCCCUGUGUGCACUGCCUGUUUAAAACGGGGGAGGGAUGCUUUGGGCAGGUGCAGAUCCAAGGGCUGCGGUGGAAGGGAGAGCUUGAGUUUCUGAACUGGAAACCCCCCAAGGGUUUGUACAGACAUCCCAUCCUCCCAGAAGGCGGGCUCUCUUGGGUUCAUUGUAAAGUGCCUGCUGCAUCAAUAAAGCUCUUGGCUUAUUAGUA
Messenger RNA from Eptesicus fuscus (big brown bat), 1080 nucleotides. RefSeq names its product actin related protein 2/3 complex subunit 5 like (gene ARPC5L). Bases 141 to 602 code for a protein of 153 amino acids. The transcript has 4 exons. Gene Ontology annotation, cellular component: Arp2/3 protein complex; actin cytoskeleton; cytoplasm. Gene Ontology annotation, biological process: Arp2/3 complex-mediated actin nucleation; regulation of actin filament polymerization; cell migration. The record is from RefSeq and is a predicted model, not a curated record. Gene Ontology annotation, molecular function: actin filament binding. NCBI's taxonomy places the organism in Eukaryota, Metazoa, Chordata, Mammalia, Chiroptera, Vespertilionidae.